This is a messenger RNA of Lytechinus variegatus (green sea urchin), 950 nucleotides long. RefSeq names its product prefoldin subunit 1-like. NCBI's taxonomy places the organism in Eukaryota, Metazoa, Echinodermata, Echinoidea, Temnopleuroida, Toxopneustidae. Gene Ontology annotation, biological process: protein folding. The coding region runs from base 80 to 448 and encodes 122 amino acids. The record is from RefSeq and is a predicted model, not a curated record. The transcript is spliced from 4 exons. Gene Ontology annotation, cellular component: cytoplasm; prefoldin complex. Gene Ontology annotation, molecular function: protein folding chaperone.
UGUGGCAUGAUUUUCAUAUGCGGCCUUAGCCCUCUCUCGGUCGUAAUUGAACAGGAAUUGGCUAUAGAAAAGCACAACCAUGGCUGUCGAUCUUGAGUUGAAGAAGGCAUUCCAGGAGCAGCAGAUCCGUAUGAUCGAGACGACGCAGCAGCUUAAGAUAGCUGACAUGCAAGUUGAACAACUGAAGAGAAAACAGCAGCAUUGCAGACUGACUGCUGCAGAACUAGCUGCUCUUCCUGGAGAAACUAGGGUCUUUGAAGGAGUAGGAAGGAUGUUUCUAUUGCAAGAUAUGGAGGGCAUUAAAACUGUACUUGCAGACAGAGUUACUGAUGCAGAGAAACAAAUACAGAAAGUGCAGAGUAACAAGACAUACCUUGAACGCUCACUGAAGGACAGUGAAAGCAACCUCAGGGAACUAGUGGCAUCGAAGAGAGCAGCAAAACCGUGACGUCAUGCCCAUCUUCUGGUAGAUCCUGUACUAUAGUCAUUUGUAUAUAUACAUGUAGUACUAGACAUAAAUCGUGAUGCUGUGUUAUUUUAUUUUCGAUAUUUUCAAGGAUGGAGUCCAGGGGCCUGAUUCAUAUAAAAGGCUUACAAUAAGGGUGACUUAACUAUUAUGGUGACCACCAUGGUACCACAGGUGUUGUGGCUCUGGGGAUAAGUCUCUGGACUUUGAGCCACAAGGUCCAGGGUUUGAAUCCCACCACAGCACCUGUGGUGUUUAUCUACACUCUCCACCCAGGUGAAGUAAAUUGGUACCCGAUGGGAAGAAAUGCCUUGACUGCUCGAGCGUCCACUCAGAGAAACCAUGCUAAAUCCAGGAUAAUAGUAUGCGGUUUGUAGAAACACUGUAUAAAGCGUAAUAUAAAGGUUGCAUGAUUAUUAUUAUUACCAGGGCUCCUUAACACAAAGAUUAGCGAUCAAUCGCUAAAUAAACUGACCAAUCAAUA